UACUUUGUCUGGAUGUGAAGUAUUUCAGAGUCAUCAGCAAAGAACUGAUAACCUAAACCAGGGGAGCAAAUGAGAUAUUAAGGGAAAAGACCAGAGAGCCCAAGAGACAAGGAAGAACCUGAAAAGGAAGAAAGGAGAAAAAUAAACAUCGUGUUAUGUCAUAGGGAAGUAAUUUCAGGGGGAGGGAGUGGUCACUACCCAAAUGCUACCCCAAAGCCAAGUAGGAUGACCUCUGAAAAGAGUCUUUUGGAUUUCCUGACAUAAGCUAUGGCAGACGUUUGGGGGAAGGAGUCAAGGUGAAUUGGAGCAAGGUUAAAGAUGAAAGAUACCUGAGUGUAUUUAAAGUCGUUGAGAAGGAACUCGGGACAAAUCCAGAGGUUCGGCGUUAAGAAUUCAAGACCUCUUCUCUCGUGUCUCCUGUUUAUUCCAUGUAGUAAAGAGGACUGCACCAGGGAAACCGGAUCCUGGUUAAAAGUUUGUCCCUUGAUCCUGGCCAGAGUCUUGAGCCUCAUCCAGAAGGCCCCCAACGACUCCGUUCAGAUCCAGGCCCUCCCACUGAAACCCCCGGCCCACGUCCUUCACCACUGAAGCGGGCACCAGGCCCAAAGCCGCAGGUUCCCCCAAAGCCCAGCUACUUGCAGAUGUCCCGGAUGCUUCCUCCACCUGAGCCCAUUCCUCCGCCACCAUCGCGCCCUCUGCCUGCAGACCCUAGAGUGGCCAAGGGUCUUGCCCCCCGAGCUGAGGCCAGCCCCAGUUCCGCAGCAGUGUCGUCCUUGAUUGAGAAGUUUGAAAGAGAGCCUGUGAUUGUCGCCUCGGAUAGGCCAGCCCCUGGCCCCUGCCCAGUUCCCCCAGAGCCAGCCAUGUUGCCACAGCCACCCCCGCAGCCAACAGUGUCCCAGCUCCCUGAGGGUGAGGCUUCACGCUGCCUGUUCCUGCUGGCUCCUGGGCCCCGGGAUGGUGAGAAGGUACCUAACCGGGACAGCGGCAUUGACAGCAUCAGCUCGCCAUCCAACAGCGAAGAGACCUGCUUCGUCAGUGAUGACGGGCCCCCCAGCCACAGCCUCUGUCCUGGGCCUCCUGCCCUGGCGAGUAUGCCAGUUGCUUUGGCCGACCCCCACCGGCCUGGCUCCCAGGAGGUUGACAGUGACCUGGAAGAGGAAGACGAGGAGGAGGAAGAGGAGGAAGAGAAGGAAAGAGAAAUUCCAGUGCCCCCACUGGAGAGACAGGAGUCUGUGGAGCUGACUGUGCAACAGAAGGUGUUCCAUAUUGCCAAUGAGCUCCUACAAACCGAGAAGGCCUAUGUUUCCAGGCUCCAUCUCCUGGAUCAGGUAUUCUGUGCCCGGCUGCUGGAAGAAGCUCGGAACCGCAGUUCCUUCCCUGCUGAUGUUGUCCACGGCAUCUUCUCGAACAUCUGCUCCAUCUACUGCUUCCACCAGCAGUUCCUGCUGCCUGAGCUAGAGAAGCGCAUGGAGGAAUGGGACCGCUAUCCACGCAUUGGUGACAUCCUUCAGAAGUUGGCACCCUUCCUCAAGAUGUACGGCGAGUAUGUGAAAAACUUCGACCGGGCUGUAGAGCUGGUCAACACGUGGACAGAGCGCUCUACGCAGUUUAAAGUCAUCAUCCAUGAAGUGCAGAAGGAGGAGGCCUGUGGCAACCUGACCUUGCAGCACCACAUGCUGGAGCCCGUGCAGCGGAUCCCCCGCUAUGAGCUUCUUCUCAAGGACUAUCUGUUAAAGCUGCCUCAUGGCUCCCCGGACAGCAAGGAUGCCCAGAAGUCUUUGGAGCUGAUAGCCACAGCAGCAGAGCACUCUAAUGCUGCCAUCCGAAAAAUGGAACGAAUGCACAAGCUGCUGAAGGUCUAUGAGCUGCUAGGGGGUGAGGAGGACAUUGUCAGUCCCACCAAAGAGCUCAUAAAAGAAGGCCAUAUCCUUAAGCUGUCAGCAAAGAAUGGGACCACUCAAGAUCGAUACCUCAUAUUAUUCAACGACCGCCUCCUCUACUGCGUGCCCAGGCUGCGGCUCCUUGGCCAGAAGUUUAGCGUGCGGGCACGCAUUGAUGUAGAUGGCAUGGAGCUAAAGGAGAGCUCCAACCUCAACAUGCCUCGGACCUUCCUGGUGUCAGGAAAGCAGCGUUCUCUGGAACUCCAGGCCAGGACUGAGGAGGAGAAGAAAGACUGGGUCCAGGCCAUCAACUCCACCCUCCUGAAGCAUGAACAGACCCUGGAGACUUUCAAACUGUUGAAUUCUACAAACAGGGAUGAUGAAGAUACUCCCCCUAACUCUCCAAACGUGGACCUUGGGAAGAGGGCACCUACGCCUAUCCGGGAAAAGGAAGUCACCAUGUGCAUGCGCUGCCAGGAGCCCUUCAAUUCCAUCACCAAGCGCAGGCAUCACUGCAAGGCCUGUGGGCAUGUGGUUUGUGGAAAAUGCUCUGAGUUCCGGGCCCGCCUCAUCUAUGACAACAACCGUUCCAACCGUGUGUGCACUGAUUGCUAUGUGGCCUUGCAUGGGACACCUGGGAGCAGUCCAGCCUGUAGCCAGCAUACACCCCAGCGCAGGAGGUCCAUCCUAGAGAAACAGGCCUCGGUGGCUGCUGAGAACAGCGUCAUCUGCAGCUUCCUGCACUACAUGGAGAAGGGUGGGAAAGGAUGGCACAAGGCAUGGUUUGUGGUUCCUGAGAAUGAACCCUUGGUGCUGUACAUCUAUGGAGCCCCUCAGGAUGUGAAAGCCCAGCGCAGCCUGCCCCUCAUUGGCUUUGAGGUGGGGCCUCCUGAGGCAGGGGAGCGGCCUGACAGGAGGCACGUCUUCAAGAUCACACAGAGCCACCUAAGCUGGUACUUCAGCCCAGAGACAGAAGAACUCCAGCGGCGCUGGAUGGCUGUGCUCGGCAGGGCGGGCCGUGGGGACACAUUCUGCCCAGGGCCCACACUGUCUGAGGACAGGGAGACGGAGGAGACACCAGGGGCAGCCACAGGAGCCACUGCUGAACCUCCUGAAGCCUCCCAGACCCGAGACAAGACCUAGAGGGUUUGGGGGGGAACUAGAAACUCCUGCCCCACACUCCAGCUGCCCAUGUUCAAUUGGGGGCUCCAGCCCACUCCCAAUGCAGUCAAUACUUGAAUUCCCAUCACGGGCACUUUCAAUCCCGAAUGCUGGGUCUUGGGUUUUUUAAUUCAUCUUUUCACAAAAUGUGGGCUUUUUAAAAACUAUUCCUACAUUGAUGUUAAUUUUUUAAAUCCCUGUCCCCAGGGAGGGCAGGAGCUAAUUGCUAGACUCACUUGAAUUAGGCUGUUUCCUCCCAAUACCCCACAGAUCCUACUUCCACCCAGUUCCCCACAAAAGCACCAGAGGCAGGAGACCUGGAUUCAAGUGCCAGCUCUGUUACUGACCCUGGAACCCCAACCUACCCUUGUCUCCUCAGCCAGUGUCUUCACGUGUAUGACUUUACAUGGGGCGGUAACUAGACCCUUCUUGCCUUUCCCAUGGCUUAUAGCUUCUACCUAGCCCCAAAGCAAUCCAGUAUUUUAUCGUCCAGACCCAUGGCAGGGCCACUGGGGCAGGACGGGAAUGGGAGGGGGGAGGACAAUGGAUACUGUUUUUUAAAGAAAAAUACAGUUUAUUUCAGGCUUACAGUAACUUUCAGAA
This is a messenger RNA of Peromyscus maniculatus bairdii (prairie deer mouse), 3644 nucleotides long. It is a transcript of the gene Fgd1, whose product is annotated as FYVE, RhoGEF and PH domain containing 1. Lineage: Eukaryota; Metazoa; Chordata; Mammalia; Rodentia; Cricetidae. Gene Ontology annotation, molecular function: metal ion binding; guanyl-nucleotide exchange factor activity. Gene Ontology annotation, cellular component: cytoplasm. The record is from RefSeq and is a predicted model, not a curated record. Gene Ontology annotation, biological process: filopodium assembly; cytoskeleton organization.